Molecule: messenger RNA, 939 nt
Organism: Varanus komodoensis (Komodo dragon)
Lineage: Eukaryota; Metazoa; Chordata; Lepidosauria; Squamata; Varanidae
Product: sulfotransferase 6B1-like
Exons: 7
Coding region: 1-939 (312 amino acids)
Biological process (GO): sulfation
Cellular component (GO): cytoplasm
Molecular function (GO): sulfotransferase activity
Source: RefSeq, a predicted model, not a curated record
AUGUCCAAGUCCAGGAAGAAGUUUAUUGCUUUGGUAGAGAAGGCAAUUGCUGAUGGUGCACAGAUGGCACCAGAAGAGCUCAUGUUCUCUUAUAAGGGGAUUUUGUAUCCUGCUACUGUUUGCAGUCCAGCUGUCUUCAAAGCUCUUGAGUCCUUUGAAGCAAGGAGGGAUGAUGUGAUCCUAGCAGGAUAUCCCAAGUCUGGUACAAAUUGGGUUGGUCAAAUUUUAACAGAUUUGGUACUAUCAUCAGCAAAGUAUAGUGAAGACUCAGAUAGACUGGAUGAUGAAGAACAGGAAGAAUUUCCAUAUCUUGAAGUUGGAGAUGCGGAGAAAUAUCAGAGGAUGGCAAAUUUACCUUCCAGAAGAGUUAUGCUCACCCACCUUCUCCCUCAUAAUCUCCCUGAAUCCGUGUUCAAAAAUAAAGCCAAGAUCCUGCUGCUAGUAAGAAAUCCAAAAGAUGUGGCUACCUCAUUUUAUCAUUUUACCAAUCGCUUGGCUCCUCUUCCCUCUUAUGAAACCUGGGAUGGGUUCUUUGAUGCGUUUAUGAAUGGAGAAAUGCCCUGGGGCUCUUAUUUUGACUAUGUCUUUGAAUGGAACAAGCACAUUGAUGACAUAAAUGUAAUGGCAAUCACAUAUGAGGAGCUGAAGAAGAAUAGGGCUUUGGGAGUGAAACAGAUAAGUGAAUUCUUUGAGGUGCACUUAAGUGAGGAAGAAAUUCAAGGGGUUGUAGACAGAAGCAGUUUCCAGGCUAUGAAAGAAAACUCUGAAAAAACCCAUGGAACAUUUGGCGAUAUCCUUUUCCGCAAAGGUGCUGUUAGUGAUUGGAAGAACAUUUUCAAUGAAGAACAGAACCAGAAAAUGGAUAUGACAUUUGAAGAACGCUUAGGUGGGACAAAACUGGGAAGAAAGUUAAAAUAUGAGGUGUACUGCAAGGAUUGA